Molecule: messenger RNA, 1233 nt
Organism: Macrosiphum euphorbiae (potato aphid)
Lineage: Eukaryota; Metazoa; Arthropoda; Insecta; Hemiptera; Aphididae
Source: the annotation of a GenBank genome assembly
AUGACUGUGGUGCCGGAGUCCAGCAGACAGGAACACAACAAUAGAAAAAUAUCCGAUAUAGACGAUGACAUCCGUCGUCCUCCCAUUCGUCGAGCGGAAUCGCCUGGCGGCGGAAUCAAAUCUCCAGAGAACGAAUAUGAUGCCCGGCGACUAACUCCGGCCAACCAGACGCCGUCAAAUAUUCCGGUCGAAAGCUCUGAUGGCAGCGCAAUAUUGGGAACCCGACUUGUCGACCCCGACGAUCGGCUUCUGCCGCAACAGCAACAAGUGGUUAACGAUCACAAAAAAUCACCGGCGCAGUCUGAAAUGAAUGAUAUCGAUACAGAACUCGUCAAACCAGCAAAUGUUAAGCUACAGUGUUCUACUGCAGGCGCAGAGGUUCAACCGCAAAACGAUAAAAAACCUGUGGCUGAAGUAAAACCUACGAAGUCUGCCGUGCAACCACCAGCGCCACUCGCAGCACCAACGGUCGAAAGGAGAAGGUCCAUCGGAACGAACCUGAAAAAACGACCUAGUGAGAUGGGACCAAAUCUCACUCCGUUCAACGAACCUCAAAGAGCUCUACAUUUGGUUUCUACUCAGAUCAAUAGUCCGGAAUGGGAAGCGGCCGUCACGGGUCUACAGAAUGUUUCACGACUGGCCAUGUUCCACAGUAAAGAACUGCGUCCGGGUUCAUUGCAGCCAUUCGCUCGAAAUGUGGCUAAACAUAUUAAAUGUCUCCGAUCUCAGGUGGCGCGAGCCGCGUGUACGGCUGCACAGAAAAUGUUUGCCUACGUACCGAAAUCAAUGGAACCGGACGUUGAAGAAAUCGCAUCGGCACUGUUUCCGCGUACAGCGGAUACCAAUAAAUUUCUUCGGGUGCAGAGUGCUGAAGCUUUGAACGCAAUGGUCGACAACGUAAAUCCAGUAAAAUGCGUGCAUGUGAUCACAGCUAAAGGGAUAAAACAUGGAAAUCGCAUGGUUCGUGCUGAAGCGUGCCGUCUCUUAGCCAGAAUGGUCGAUAAACUCGGAGUCAGUGGAACUCUCCAUUUACCAACGGAUGCUAGAGAUGCAGUGAUAACUGCUGCCACUAGCAUGGUAUUCGACAAUACGCCUACUUCUCGUCAAGCCGCUCAACAUAUAUUAACCAGAUUGAGCGAAGAUCCGAGAGGUGCAGCAUUAAUAUCAUCAGCAGCUUCACCAAAUGUAAAAGCUACAUUAAAUAAAUCGUUGUCAAGAAUAUUUCUUAAGUGA